AGUAAAAUUGCGGAAGUGAAAGAGUAGACCGAGCAGAGUGGAGGUGUAACCCCUGCGUGUGAGGCAUGUGGUGAAGAUAUGCAGUAACUUUACAUACACGGCGAGCAUGGCUCUACAGAGGAAUGUUAGAAGUUAGUCGUAAUGGCGGAUUAACGCGCAGAUAACGCGCAGCUUUGACCCGAUCGUGUGUGUGUUUUUGAAUAGAGAGCAGUGCCUUGUGUGACAUUGACAUUGGACUUGUUUGUAUCUGCUUCGUGCUAACUCACACAGGGUUGAUCGCUGAGUUGAUUUUCUCAGCUGGUAAUGAGCAGAUGGUGUUUUGUAAAGAUUUCUAAGUUGUUGUGUGUCAUUGUGGUUAUGACUGACCGGGAGCACACUGAUGUAACUCUGCUAACUGGGUGAACGGUCACUGCUGUCUCACUGCUCUAGCAUCGGCUAUUUUUAAUGCUACAGGACACAUUUCUUAUCCCAAGAUUGUUGUAAUACUCCAAGAUUCAGGAUCUGAACCCUGACCAUCUCUUUGUGUGUGCAGUGAUCUAAAGUUGCCCACAGUGUGUGCGCUCAAGGUGACUUUCUGUGGCAGACGUGCGUGCUGUUCAGCAUAUGUCAGCCUCACGUGGCAAUGUCUCUGGUUUUUUCGCGGCCCAACAACAGUGCAGUCGGCAAAAAGGACAAGCGACUCAUGGCUGAGGUGAACGCCUCCCCGCUCAAGCACUUCGUCACUGCCAAGAAGAAAAUCAACGGCAUCUUUGAGCAGCUUGGCGCCUACAUCAAAGAGAGCUCAAGCUUUGUGGAAGAGACCUACAGCAAUGAAGAACUGGAUCCCGUCACUACAGAGGAGCAGGUGGCUGAGGUGCGGGGUUACCUGUCCAAGGUGGCAGGGAUUGGUGAGGUGCUGUCCCGGAGACACAUGAAAGUGGUGUUUUUUGGCAGGACAAGCAAUGGUAAAAGCUCUGUGAUCAACGCCAUGCUAUGGGACAAAGUUUUACCAUCGGGCAUUGGUCACACCACCAACUGCUUCCUGAGGGUAGAAGGGACUGAUGGCAAUGAUGCAUUCCUGCUUACAGAAGGAUCAGAGGAAAAGAAGAGUGUUAAAACGGUGAACCAGCUGGCCCAUGCCCUGCAUCAGGACCAGGAGCUGGAUGCGGGCAGUUUGGUGUGUGUCAUGUGGCCUAAAGCUAAGUGCGCUUUACUGCGGGAUGACCUGGUACUGGUGGACAGCCCUGGCAUCGAUGUCACCACAGAGCUGGACAGCUGGAUUGACAAGUUUUGCCUGGAUGCUGAUGUUUUUGUGCUAGUGGCCAAUUCAGAGUCCACACUGAUGCAAACAGAGAAAUCAUUUUUUCACAAGGUGAAUGAGCGACUCUCAAGCCCUAACAUAUUCAUCCUGAACAACCGCUGGGACGCCUCAGCCAGCGAGCCUGAGUACAUGGAGGAGGUCCGCCGCCAGCACAUGGACCGCUGCACCAGUUUCCUGGUAGAUGAACUCGGGGUGGUGGACCGAGCGCAGGCCAGCGACCGAAUCUUCUUUGUGUCUGCCAAAGAGGUGCUGCAGGCGCGUGUGCAGAAGGCCCAGGGCAUGCCUGAAGCAGGGGGUGCACUGGCUGAAGGCUUUCAAGCUAGAAUGUUCGAGUUUCAGAACUUUGAGCGGCGUUUUGAAGAGUGUAUCUCCCAGUCAGCGGUGAAGACAAAGUUUGAGCAGCACACCGUGAGGGCCAAGCAGAUCUCAGAAGCCCUACGAUUCAUCAUGGACUCGGUGCAUGUGGCAGCCCAAGAGCAGAGGAUCCACUGCAUGGAAACGAAAGAAGAGCGGGAGGAUCGGCUGGAGUUCAUCGAUAAGCAGUUGGAUCUGCUCACCCAGGACUGCAAGAGCAAGAUCAAGAAGAUCACAGAGGAGGUUGAAAAACAGGUAUCAAAUGCAAUGGCUGAAGAGAUAAGGAGACUGCACGUGCUGGUAGACGAAUUUCACCUGGACUUUCAUCCCUCUCAAGUGGUUCUGAAAGUCUACAAGAACGAGCUUCACAAACAUAUAGAAGAGGGUCUGGGUAGGAAUAUGUCUGAGAGGUGUUCCAAGACCAUCAGUGCAGCCCUGCAAACCACACAAACUGAAAUGAUAGAUGGCCUGAAGCCCUUGCUGCCCAUCUCAGUGAAGGAGCAAGUGGAUAAGAUGGUGCCCAGACAGUGCUUCAAUCUCUGCUAUGACCUCAACUGUGACAAGCUGUGCAGCGACUUCCAGGAGGACAUUGGCUUCCACUUCUCCUUGGGCUGGACCAUGCUGGUCAAUCGCUUCCUCGGCCCUAAGAACACCCGCCGUGCCCUCAUGGGCUACAACGACCAGGUUCCCAGGCCUUUGGCAAUCACUCCUGUCAGUACUGCCAUGCCCCCCUUCCCACAGGGCUCCAUGACCCAAGAAGAGCUCAUGGUCUCUAUGGUGACGGGACUUGCUUCUCUCACGUCCCGGACGUCCAUGGGCAUCAUAGUUGUGGGAGGAGUGAUCUGGAAGGCUGUAGGUUGGAGGCUCAUUGCUCUGUCGGUGGGACUCUAUGGCCUUCUUUACGUGUACGAGAGGCUCACAUGGACCACUAAGGCGAAAGAACGAGCCUUCAAGAGGCAGUUUGUGGACUACGCCAGUGAGAAGCUGCAGCUCAUCGUCAGCUACACUGGCUCCAACUGCAGCCACCAAGUCCAGCAGGAGCUGGCAGGCACCUUUAACCAGCUGUGCCAACAGGUCGAUGUGACACGUCAGCAGCUGGAAGAAGACAUUCAGGACAUGAACCGCAAGAUCGAACAGCUGGACACUCUACAGAGCAAAGCCAAGCUGCUCAGGAACAAAGCUGGCUGGUUGGACAGCGAGCUGAACAUGUUCACCCAACAGUACCUUCAUCAGAGCCGAUAAAGGAAUACAUGUUUAAUUAUUUAACAACAUGACCAAGACCAACACUAUUCACUUCUGCUACUACCUAAAGAGUGCUGCAAAGCACACCCAAAUUACUCCCUCUUUCAGUAAUUUAUUCUGCAUAUUCAAACGAUGAGAUCUUUUAGCCAUGCUUUUAUAGAAGAGAAGAGGUGGAUUUAAAAUACCAAAUCAAUCUGAAGUCUGAAAGGACUCUGUUGUUUUCUUUUGGCAUUUGAUGUACACUUGCCUUUGAGGAUUCUGAGGUAGUGAACUGGCACCUUAAAGAAAGGCAACAUUUUUUUAGGUCCUUUGUUUUCUCUUGGCAAAUAGGUUGUUUGUGUGAAUGAAUUAUUUAUUAUUUGCAUUGUGAAGUUGUUGACCUUGUCAUCUUGUCUAGGCUGUGGCCAGUGGGAUUACAAGCGAUAUGGCCUGUACGCUAAAAUGCCAAGGAGAAAGAGAAAAGGAGAAUGCAAAUGCAUCCUUAUUUCUGUGUGAGCUCAUGUAAUGAAAUGAAUAUGGGAAGUAAUGUUUCACAGUCACAACCCAGCUAUGUCUAAUGAGUUCAGAAGGGUAGAUGUAUGUUGGGUGACUUUAAGAAAUAUAACCAAAUAAUUAGUGUCUGUGAGGAUGUGCAAAAAUGAUGUCAGUUUGUAUGUGUUGGUUUAAUUAAAAGUGUGGCAGUCUGGGAAAACUCUUCACAUGGUGAAAUUUUGAACUGAAAUAUGUUUCUCUUAUGCCUGGAUCUCAACCAGACAUAAAGUUAUAGCAUUAUAAUAUCCUCCAAAAAGUGAAGAGAGAAAAUAUAAGUAUUUAUAUACUUCAUUCUGACUGCAUGAUGGACAUUUUGACAGCCAGUAUCUGAUUACAAACCAAAUACAACUUGAUCAAAGCGUGAUGUUCACUAUUUGUGGAAGUUAAACUAAGCUUACAAGGUUUUAAAAAGACUGACUCCUUACCCAUUGUGAUCUUUGUAGGAAAAUAGCUUAGGCAAGACCAAGUCAUUUUGGAGAAAUACAUUUGUGGAUUCUUAAAACUUUGUUUUAUGUUAUAGGCAAGGAAAACACAAUUUUAGCUUAAAUCUAAUUUUUCCCAAACCAACACACAAAUUGAGUUUUGCAUGGACAGCAGGAUUUCCUGUGUAUGAUGCGGACCUUUUAUAUCUGUAUAAGUAAGCCAUUAUAUUACAGUAGUUUUCUUUGGUACAGGUUUGGCAUCUUUACUGUUGUGAAAAGUAGGUCAGGGUUUGUGAAGUGGGACCGUAGAUGCAGAAUGAUUCCAGCAUGUAGUCUUGACAUUGUGGAUUGUGCAGGAGGCAUGGUUUUGUUGCAGCGACCACACUACAAAGACUGCAACUGCAUUAAAAUGCAGCACUGUGUAUAUUUGCAAUGCUCACUGGCAGCGUGUAUAGUAGUGGCACUAUUUAUUUAAUCCAAGCUAAAUCAGUUCUUUGGGUUUGUGUUAAAAGAAAAAUAGAGACAUGAAAUAAAGAAUGCAGGAUGAAAUAUUCUAGCAUGUGAUGACUGCUAGUGUAACAUGAAAUUCCCUUGAGGGGAAGAAGUGCAGUUUAGGUUUACGGACUACUUAUUUAAUAUUAUUUGAAUUAAUGAAAUGCGUCUAGGAUUUGUGACAUGUCUCUGCGCCAUAUUGUCUUACACUGAGAUUGAUAUCAACACAUUACUACAUAUAAAAGGCAUAUAUAAAGACUCCUACAUGUAGUGAGUGUGUGUGUGUGUGUGUGUGUGUCUGUGUAUAAAUCCUCACUGGUCCAUCGCUGUUUCCAUGUCGUGUGUAAUAGCCGUUCAGUUUGGAUUAUAGUUUGUGCCAAGUGUUUAAGAAAGAGUUCUGAAAAAUUCUUCACUGAUUGUGCACUUUACUUUUGCUGCUUUUUUUUAUUUAAAAAAAAAAUUUUCGCCAUGUGUUCAGCAAGUGAAAAGAAAUGAAGUACAUUUGAUCUAUAGAUUCCAUGUCAGUGGUAAUGUACAGCUGUGCAUGCUUUGACUAUUGUAAUAUAAUGUCUUAUAUUCCGCACAUGUUAAAAGAAAUAAAAUUGAUACCAUCAGA
Messenger RNA from Pangasianodon hypophthalmus (striped catfish), 4957 nucleotides. RefSeq names its product mitofusin 2 (gene mfn2). Bases 623 to 2896 code for a protein of 757 amino acids. The record is from RefSeq and is a predicted model, not a curated record. Gene Ontology annotation, molecular function: GTPase activity; GTP binding. Gene Ontology annotation, biological process: mitochondrial fusion; mitochondrion localization. Gene Ontology annotation, cellular component: mitochondrial outer membrane. Lineage: Eukaryota; Metazoa; Chordata; Actinopteri; Siluriformes; Pangasiidae. The transcript has 19 exons.